AUGGUGCGAAACUGCAGUUGCUGCCAAUCGACGAGAGCUGAACCGGCCAAAGCCCCAACUCGCUGUUGGCAACAACCGGUGAGACCGUUUGAGCGCAUCUAUGUGGAUUUCGCGGGGCCGUUCAUGCAAAACUACUUCAUUGAGCUGGUAGACGCGUACACCGAGUGGCCUGUGGUCAAAAUCCUCAACAACAUCACAACAGCGACUACCAUACAAUUUACUUCUGAAGCAUUCCAGGACUUCCUUCGGAAGAAUGGCAUCUACCAACAGAUGGGUGCACCAUACCAUCCGUCAACGAAUGGAUUAGCGGAGAGGUUCUUCGGGACAUUCAAGGCCAAGCUCAAGAGUUUGAAGUGCGACAAGGCGAUGCUGCAAGCGGAGCUGUGCAACGUUUUGCUCACCUACAGGAACACCUUUCAUCCAGCAACCGGACAGUCUCCGGCUAUGAUGGUCUACAAUCGUCCGCUGUGGUCUCGUUUGGACUUGAUGAUUCCGAAUCCAGAAACUGCCAGAAAGGAUGUUACAUAG
Messenger RNA from Aedes albopictus (Asian tiger mosquito), 528 nucleotides. RefSeq lists its product as uncharacterized. The coding region runs from base 1 to 528 and encodes 175 amino acids. The transcript has 2 exons. The record is from RefSeq and is a predicted model, not a curated record. Lineage: Eukaryota; Metazoa; Arthropoda; Insecta; Diptera; Culicidae. Gene Ontology annotation, biological process: DNA integration. Gene Ontology annotation, molecular function: nucleic acid binding.